Messenger RNA from Rhizopus microsporus ATCC 52813, 2437 nucleotides. RefSeq lists its product as uncharacterized. The record is from RefSeq and is a predicted model, not a curated record. Gene Ontology annotation, biological process: transmembrane transport. Lineage: Eukaryota; Fungi; Mucoromycota; Mucoromycetes; Mucorales; Rhizopodaceae. Gene Ontology annotation, molecular function: sulfate transmembrane transporter activity. Bases 213 to 2390 code for a protein of 725 amino acids. The transcript is spliced from 8 exons. Gene Ontology annotation, cellular component: membrane.
UAGACUAGCAUGUCCGUAUGUUUUAUUGAUGAGUCAUCUAUGCAAAUCAAACAUAAGAGCAGAUAAAGAAACAUAACAUGUACUAUGAUACCAGAACUGUUAAUAAAGACUUUUAAUAUCUCCUUAAGUUUGUUCUCCCUUUUUUCUUUUCCUUAAAAAUAAUAAACUGUUUCUAUUUAUUUUUCUGCCUUUUGUUUUUACACAGAAUUCUAAUGGAGCAUUCUCUUCCCCCUUUUUUUGUUAAAGAUAAUAAUAUACAUCCUACGACUAUCAUUGAUGAUGAUUGCACGAGCAGUAUCAGCAAUCAUACUAUCAAUUGCUUCUUAACCAAUGACUCAACUUACUUGUUACCGCAUAGCAAUAUCAAAGACUACAAAUCAAUAAAGUUUAGUGUAGAUAGUGAUGACGAUAGUAGCAGUCGAGUUUAUUUUAAUUCUUCUCGGCGAACAUCUGCGAUUCCUUCAGACAUCAUUGUAGAUAGUGAGUCUAACACAAAUAGUUGGCUGCUCAUUAGCAACCGCUCAAAAUAUUAUAUACCAAUUCUCCAAUGGAUCCCGCACUACACAAGGAAUGACUUCACUCAAGAUUUACUUUCCGGUUUAUCUCUGUCGGCACUUUUCAUCCCACAAGCUUUAUCAUACGCAACUGGUCUUUGUAAGAUACCGGCUAUUCACGGAUUAUACACCAUCACAGUCACCACCAUAAUUUAUGCCUGCUUAGGCACGUCAUAUCAGUUAUCAGUCGGACCUGAAGCCUCCGUCUCGCUGAUGAUCGGAUCUGGCAUUACGUAUCAUCAAGCCAUGAUGAAACAAUCACUAGAACCUGAAGCAGCAGCAGCCAUCGCGAGCCUCAUGGCGCUAUUUGUUGGUCUCUUUACAUUUAUCUUGGGUAUUUUAAGAUUUGGAUUCCUUGACAGCUUAAUGAGUAGAUCCCUAAUGAGAGGCUUCAUCACUGCUGUCGCUGUUGUUGUAUUCAUGCAGCAACUCAUUGUGCUACUUGGCCUCGGCAGCAUUGCACAACGAUCAGGGCUUAUGCCGGAUUCGAGCACACUGCAACGCGCUAUAUUUUUAUUCAAUCAUUUUGAAGAGUACCAUCCAGUAACCACAUUGAUGUCAGCCAGUGUAAUCACAACAUUAAUUAUAUCACCCUGCAUAAAACGUUGGUGGAGAGGGAAAAGGGGAGGAAAAGUUAUCCGACGCAUACCCGAAGUACUGCUCGUCACUGUCGUCACCACGGUUUUGUGCAAAGUGUUCCGAUUGGAUCAAACUGGGCUCGACAUUUUGGGAACUGUAGGCAGAUCAGAUACCGUUGUACAUGCUCCCUUACCGACACCACGGAUACCGUCAAUUCCUGCCAAUGUCGAUUUUAAUGCAAUCAUCGCCAACUCCAUUAUUAUUAGCAUCAUCGGCUUUGUAGAAUCAAUCGCAGCAGCAAAAUCUUUUGCUAGAAGACAUAACUAUUUUGUGAGCUCAAACAGAGAACUUGUGGCGCUUGGGGUUGCAAACAUUGUGGGAAGCCUCUUUCAGGCCUUUCCUGCAUUCGGUUCAUUUCCUAGAAGUAAGCUUCAUGAAUCAGUCAAGCCAAAGACACAAAUGUCGAGUCUGCUGUCGGGCGUGAUUUGCAUCAUUGUGACCAUGCUCUUUUUGCCUUAUCUCUAUUUUUUACCGCAUGCAACGUUGAGCGGUAUCAUUCUUAUGGCAGUUAUUGCUCUCUUAAAGGAGCUACCUCACGAUCUAAAGUUCAUGUGGCGCGUGCGCGCAUGGAAGGAUAUUGUAUUAAUGGUUGUUACGUUUUCAGCAACUGUGCUGUUUUCCUUGGAAAUUGGAACAGCCAUAUCCAUUGUACUUAGUCUUCUUGCUACCAUCAAACAGUCAAGUUGUCCUCGUAUCACUGUUUUAGGCCGAGUCAAAGAAACAUCUUAUGAUUUUAAGCCAAUACAAGGCUCAAGAGAAGAAAUAGAACAUCUAAAGGAUAUUUUGAUAGUUAGAAUAGAAGAACCUUUGAAUUUUGCAAAUGCAGUUCAAUUGAAAGACAGGAUUACAAGGUUGGAAAAAUUUGGUGAUAUGGCAGUUCAUCCAUCCGAACAGCCUCGUAGGAAUAACCUGUUAUAUAUCAUUCUAGACCUUGGCGGUAUGGCUUCGAUAGACGCAAGUGCUGUACAAAUGCUAUAUGAAACUAUUCAAUCCUAUCACAAACAAGGAGUACAGGUGCUCCUGGCCAAUGGUUGUUCUAAUGCCAUAGCAUUACUUGAUCGUGCUGGUGUAUUGGAGCUUGUUGGACCGCAUUUAUUAUUUGAUAAUGUAAAAUGUGCCAUUCAAUCCAUUGAACAAAACAUGUUUUACACGACCUUUCCAAAUAGUUUGGCGCUUGAAUAUUCUCUAACAUGUUAAAUUUUAUUGUGCGAUACAUGUAUUAAAAAAAGUCAUUGAAGUAUCAA